UCAAGAACCGGAGAGAGAGAGAGUUGCUAUGACUACAGUCAAAUUCAAGUUCGGAGCAAAAGAGACUUGCUGGACAACAUUAGGAGCUUCUAACUUCAACCUAUCUUGCAGGACUUGCGUUCUUUUGCAGCCGCGCCCAUAAGAAAGGCAGAAACCGAUGGCAGUGAAGUGGGAGGUGUUGCUGGUGACGCUUGUCGCCGUUUUGGCGGGAGUUGUCAUGGCUGCAGUCCCCGGACCGAAAGAUCCCCGCUAUCCUGAUUACAUUGUUCAUCCUAAAGUCAUCUGCACCCAGGAAGGUGUGUUUCCUCACCCAAGAAACUGCAGUUGGUUUUACAGGUGCGUUGACCGCAUGAAGGUUGGUUUCUAUCACAUUUACUACUUUGAAUGCGAACCUGGAACUGUUUUUGCGGAUGAAUUAGACCAGUGUGUCUUCCCUUUCCUCACUGACAAACCGUGUGGCACUGGUCCGGUAGUGACAACUGUGAUUGUUGGAUCAUCUACGCAAUUUGCUGUUAGUCCUGUCAACACUGUGCAAUUACCUCCAAAAACUAUAUAUAGUGCAGUCCCAUCCACAAUAGUUAUAACAGCUCCACCAACAACUGCUAUUGUUCCCGGAGAAUUGACUACAGUUUUUGGAGGGCAGGUUACUACUGUUAUUCCUCAACCAGUGCAGAAUUCCCCCACUACUGUAAUUGUGGGAGCUGUUACCAGUAUUGUGUACACCACAGUCACUCUAACUCCCCUAUUGCCUAUAACAGUAACAAGUCAAGUUAAUUCUCUUAUAGUAAAAACAGGAAUUCCAACAACAGUCAUAGCUCCACCGACAAUAUCCACAGUUAUUCCAGGGCAAAUAACAACAGUCGUUCCCUACAACUCGGCAACAUUGACAACAGUAAUUGUUGGAACAUCUACAAAUAUUGUAACAUAUCCUGUCUCUACAGUUACCUUGCCUCCAAUAAUCACCACAGGCCAAGUUCCAGCAGUGACAGUACUGACAGGUUUACCAAAGACAGUUAUAGCUCCACCAACAGUCUCAACAGUUAUUCCAGGACAAGUUACCACAAUAUAUCCUGCAACCCAACCACCAACACUAACAACUGUGAUUAUUGGAACAUCUACAAAUAUUGUAACAUAUCCUGUCUCUACAGUUGCCUUGCCUCCAAUAAUCACCACAGGCCAAGUUCCAGCAGUGACAGUACUGACAGGUUUACCAAAGACAGUUAUAGCACCACCAACAGUCUCCACAGUUAUUCCAGGACAAGUUACAACUGUGUAUCCAGCAACCCAACCACCAACAAUAACAACUGUGAUUAUUGGAACAUCUACAAAUAUUGUAACAUAUCCUGUCUCUACCGUAGCCUUGCCUCCAAUAAUCACCACAGGCCAAGUUCCAGCAGUGACAGUACUGACAGGUUUACCAAAGACAGUUAUAGCACCACCAACGGUCUCCACAGUUAUUCCAGGACAAGUUACAACAGUGUAUCCAGCAACCCAACCACCAACACUAACAACUGUGAUUAUUGGAACAUCUACGAAUAUUGUAGCAUACCCUGUCUCUACAGUUCCCUUGUUUCCAACAACUAUCACAAGCCAAGUCCCAGCAGUCACAGUUUUAACUGGCAUUGCAACAACUAUCAUAGCACCACCAACUGUUUCUACUGUUAUUCCAGGACAAGUGACUACAGUCUAUCCAGCAAACCCUCAGGUUUUAACGACGGUUAUAGUACAUACUACAACUAUUGUUGUUCAAACGCCAGUCAGUACUCUCCCUCUCCCACCAGUUACUGUCACCAGCCAAGUGGAGAGGACAUCAAUAAUCCUAGGCUUCCCAACAACUGUAAUUGCUGGAACUCUUAGCACUGUUGUUUCGGGGCAGAUGACCACAGUCGUUCCUUUCCCUGUUGUAGCCCCUACGUCUACUCUUCCACCUAUCACAACAACAGCACGACCUGAUCCAAACCAACCAUCAACACUGACAACUGUGAUUAUUGGAACAUCUACAAAUAUUGUAACAUAUCCUGUCUCUACAGUUGCCUUGCCUCCAAUAAUCACCACAGGCCAAGUUCCAGCAGUGACAGUACUGACAGGUUUACCAAAGACAGUUAUAGCACCACCAACAGUCUCCACAGUUAUUCCAGGACAAGUUACAACUGUGUAUCCAGCAACCCAACCACCAACAAUAACAACUGUGAUUAUUGGAACAUCUACAAAUAUUGUAACAUAUCCUGUCUCUACCGUAGCCUUGCCUCCAAUAAUCACCACAGGCCAAGUUCCAGCAGUGACAGUACUGACAGGUUUACCAAAGACAGUUAUAGCACCACCAACGGUCUCCACAGUUAUUCCAGGACAAGUUACAACAGUGUAUCCAGCAACCCAACCACCAACACUAACAACUGUGAUUAUUGGAACAUCUACGAAUAUUGUAGCAUACCCUGUCUCUACAGUUCCCUUGUUUCCAACAACUAUCACAAGCCAAGUCCCAGCAGUCACAGUUUUAACUGGCAUUGCAACAACUAUCAUAGCACCACCAACUGUUUCUACUGUUAUUCCAGGACAAGUGACUACAGUCUAUCCAGCAAACCCUAAGGUUUUAACGACGGUUAUAGUACAUACUUCAACUUAUGUUGUUCCAACGCCAGUCAGUACUCUUCCUCUCCCACCAGUUACUGUCACCAGCCAAGUGGAGAGGACAUCAAUAAUCAUAGGCUUCCCAACAACUGUAAUUGCUGGAACUUUUAGCACUGUUGUUCAGGGGCAGAUGACCACAGUCGUUCCCUUCCCUACGCCUACUCCUACGCCUACUCCUACGCCUACUCCUACGCCUACUCUUCCAACCAUCAUCACAACAGCACCACCUCCGUCUACUCUUCAACCCAUCACAACAACAACAACAACAACAGCACCACCUGAUCCAACGGCUCUGUGUCAAUUCGUUGGAGAUGACUGCAAGACCUACAAUGUCUGUGAACCUGUGAAAGCGACACUGAAUCUCUGCCGUGGAUGCCAUAUUAAUCAAGCAUUUGUUACAGCCUCUGACCUGGGAUGUGUUGGUGGUUUCUUGUAUAAUAAGGAUGCUAACCGAUGUCAACCUGCACCUAGCAACAGCUCUCUCUGUCCCGUCGGAGGAUCAGUGGAUGUCACCGGAACCUACAGUUUUCGCUGUAGUGCAGACAAGACUCGCCCGAACGAACCUUGGAUAAGAAAACAGUUCUGUGAUCCCUACGUAUUGUGUAAUCGUGAAGGUCUUUUCCAGGGAACCAAAUCAUUAUGCACAAACUUCUACCAGUGUUACCAGACUGCAUCCGGAGGCUGGACGUCGGAGCUGAGGAACUGCAUUGGGGAAAGCCUGUACAGUUUCGAGGAGGACAGAUGCGUCCCCAAGCCUAAACCGGAAGAAUUGUGUUUCUCCUAAACCUGCGAUAAAGAGAGGCACGACGGAGAAGAUAUCAGAAGCCUGAGAGUAACCAAAGGAUUGGAAUCUGAACAAAAAUUUGUAUUCUCUCAUCAGAAUAUUCUGAUUAUUUUUAUAUUUAUAUUUAGCUUCUUCUUCUUCUUCUUCUUCUUCUUCUUCUUCCAAGCCUUGUUGUCUUUUAUUCUUCAUUCUUGCUAUUUCAGCUUACAGUGCAUUAUUUUUUUUCUUUGAUUGAGAAGUCUGGUUGCGAAAAUGGACAACCAAAUCAUUGUACGAGACAAUAUAUUCUUUUAAUCUCUGUAAAAAUAACGAGUCUGAAAAGUUCAUUCAUAAAUUACGGCUAUUUAUCUUUUUUAUUAGAAAAUAUUUUUAAAAAGCAUCAAGUUAAAUUUGCUGAUUAUAGGCAAUUUUUUUUAGUUCAUCAACCAGAAAUAGUUUUUCAAUACUAAACUCAUAAUUGUUUUUAUUAAUGUGUUUAUUAAAGAAUUAUUAAAAAAACAUUAUUAAGGGAAAUUUGCUGGUUAUAGGCAAUUUUUUCUUUCGUCAAUCAGAAAUAAUCAUCUUAUGGACACAAAACUCUUGAUAGCAAAAAUAGUACGGCUGUGUUGAUAGCACCAAAAUUAUAUCCUCUCUCUCUCUCUCUCUCUCUCUCUCUCUCUCUCUCUCUCUCUCUCUCUCUCUCUCUCUAAAAAUGUAUUAGUACCUGCUGACUAAACUUUAUUCUAAGAAAAUUGUUGUACAUAACAAUCGAUGUAUUGGUUAUAAUUUCAAGUUGCGGUUAUUGUUGUUUUUUUGUUAUUUGUUUAACAGUUACAGACGCACCACGUAUAAAAGAAAUAUUAUCUUCAGUUAAAUGGAAAACCUCAGUCGCUGACGCAUUUUUCAUCAACUGACGUAUAACCUCCUUACCUUACUGACUUUGUUACUCUUAAUUUAUUUAUCUUUGUUUGAAGUUUUUUUUCUUACACACAAAAAACCCUAUUGUUUUUAACUUGUUAUUGAACUGAAACUGAAAGUGAUGUUGAUUAUGUUUUCUAUCGGUUUAAUUGUUACGUUUAUUUAUUUAUUUAUGUGAAUGUACUGACUACUUUGCUCAUGAAAAAAUACUCCUAUUUAAACUGGGCAUCUCCGACCUUUCAAACUGUGACGUCAGGUCAGUCGUAAAAUAAAACUGUACUUCAAAGCACAUGUACCAUAAUCAUCUUGAAUCAUUAGGAAGUUAAUUUAUGUUUUAUUUAUUGUUCGUCUUGUCCCCAAGGGCGUUCAGAUUGUACGCCAGUGUUUUCUGUUAUUCAGAAAAGAUAUUUUCACGCAUUCUUCCGUUAUUGUUGUCUUAGUUGGGCAUCUGCGAUGCAACCCGAAGUGCCUGUUGCAUGUUAUUUAUACUCUGUAAUAAUAAAAGUGCCAAUCUA
Molecule: messenger RNA, 4824 nt
Organism: Macrobrachium nipponense
Lineage: Eukaryota; Metazoa; Arthropoda; Malacostraca; Decapoda; Palaemonidae
Product: mucin-2-like
Exons: 7
Coding region: 158-3412 (1084 amino acids)
Cellular component (GO): extracellular region
Molecular function (GO): chitin binding
Source: RefSeq, a predicted model, not a curated record